This is a messenger RNA of Priceomyces carsonii, 309 nucleotides long. RefSeq lists its product as uncharacterized. The transcript has a single exon. Lineage: Eukaryota; Fungi; Ascomycota; Pichiomycetes; Serinales; Debaryomycetaceae. Bases 1 to 309 code for a protein of 102 amino acids. The record is from RefSeq and is a predicted model, not a curated record.
AUGCGAACAUAUUUUUAUGGGGCAACCUCUAACGUAAGGCUCCAAGGUAAAGUAAAAAAUGAUUCUUCCUGCUUUCAAUUCGCCCAAAAAAAUACCGAUUUUAAACUUUUCACACUUUCCUGCUUGCUUUCAGUGGUUAAUGGAGGCAAUGGUACCUUUAAGGUUGUUUGUUCGAACGUCUUGUUAUUAUUACCAUCAUCUGCAUUUAAAUUAUUUAUAUCAAUAUUAUCUAAUGAUCUUUCAUCGUCUAGUCUUGUUGACGGCCAAACCUAUAAUGCUAGGUAUCUCCAUCAGUACUAUUCAUUAUAA